Procambarus clarkii (red swamp crayfish) is the source of this 4598-nucleotide messenger RNA. Its product is annotated as phosphatidylinositol phosphatase PTPRQ. Gene Ontology annotation, molecular function: protein binding. Lineage: Eukaryota; Metazoa; Arthropoda; Malacostraca; Decapoda; Cambaridae. The record is from RefSeq and is a predicted model, not a curated record.
GUGGACACUUCAUACAUGAUAGCAGAAGAUAAGGCCAAAGUAGGGCCUGGUGGAGCCCUCCCGGGCCAGUCUUUCACCACAGGCCACAGCAUCACAGGCCACACCAACAUGUUGUGGCGGUCGGGGCGUCUACUGGUGCUGGCCGCCUUGCUUACAGCCGCCGCCGCCGCCCUGGACACCGAGGAAAUACAAAAAGAAAAAGAAUACUUACUGGAAGCUGGUCGUGGGCCGCCAGAGAACGUGGCAGUAAUAGCAACAUUGUCUCCCUCGGGUCGUGGGCCGCCAGAGAACGUGGCAGUAAUAGCAACAAUGUCUCCCUCGGGUCGUGGGCCGCCAGAGAACGUCGCAGUGGUGGAAGUACUGAUCAACGCUCUUAAUGUGUCAUGGGACCCGCCAGAGGAGGAACCUUUUUAUUAUACGGUAGAAGAUGGAAUCAAUAACAAAGUUACCCACGAUAACUUCUUUUUUAUAGAAGGACUGCAACCUUGUACACGUUAUUUUAUAACCGUGACCUCUGUAUACGAAGGUAUCGGAUAUAACUACCCUGCUUCUACGGUCGGCUACACAGACAUUUCAGUACCACCAGCACCACCGAGCUGUUGGUUUGACAACAUUGAUACCACCUCGUUAAGUGCCUACUGGAGUGAUCCAUCCAUUCAGUGUACAAUUACCAACCACAACAUUAACUGGACGUCAAACGUCCUCUGGAAUGACGAUGAGAACACCUCAGGUACCGUCAAUGUCCAAGGAUAUCACUACCGAAUAAGAAACCUCAAACCCUACACAAAAGUGACGGUCAGUGUGGCAGCCGCCACUGACGCAGGUUAUGGCCCUUCCACAUCUUGCUGGAAUGUGACGCUUCAGGACAGUCGUGGGCCGCCAGAGAACCUGGCAGUGGUAGAAGUACUGAUCAACGCUCUCAAUGUGUCAUGGGACCCGCCAGGGGAGGUACCUACUCACUAUAAGGUAGAAGCUGGACCCAAUAAGGAAGAUACCCACGAUACCUUCUUCUUUAUAAAAGGACUGCAACCUUGUACACAUUAUAGUAUAAACGUGACCUCUGUAUACGAAGAUACCGGUGAGACCUACCCUGCUUCUACGGACGGCACAACAGACAUUUCAGUACCACCGGCACCACCGAGCUGUUGGUUUGACAACAUUGAUACCACCUCGUUAACUGCCUACUGGAGUGAUCCACCCAUUCAGUGUCCAGUUACCAACCACAACAUGAGCUGGACGUCACACGUCCUCUGGAAUGACGAGGAAGACACCUCAGGUGCCGUCCGAGUCCCAGGAGACCACUACACACUAAGAAACCUCAAACCCUACACAAAUUUGACGGUCAGUGUGGCAGCCGCCACUGACGCAGGUUAUGGCCCUUCCACAUCUUGCUGGAAUGUGACGCUUCAGGACAGUCGUGGGCCGCCAGAGAACCUGGCAGUGGUAGAAGGACUGAUCAACGCUCUCAAUGUGUCAUGGGAUCCGCCAAGGGAGGAACCUUCUUAUUAUAGGGUAGAAGCUGGAUCUAAUAACGAAAUUACACACGAUACCUUCUUCUUUAUAGAAGGACUGCAGCCUUGUACACAUUAUAGUAUUACCGUUACCUCUAUAUACGAAGGCAGCGGUCAGACCUACCCUGCUUUUACGGACGGCACAACAGACAUAUCAGUACCACCGGCACCACCGAGCUGUUGGUUUGACCACAUUGAUACCACCUCGUUAACUGCCUACUGGAGUGAUCCACCCUUUCAGUGUCCACUUACCAACCACAACAUUAGUUGGAGGUCACAUGUCCUCUGGGAUGACGAGGAGGACACCUCAGGUGCCGUCCGAGUCCCAGGAGACCACUACACACUAAGAAACCUCAGACCCUACACAAAAGUGACGGUCAGUGUGGCAGCCGCCACUGACGCAGGUUAUGGCCCUUCCACAUCUUGCUGGAAUGUGACGCUUCAGGACAUACCUGGAGCUCCAAAGAUCACGAACGUCACGUCGUAUGAACGCUCCCUGUACGUCUCCUGGUCACCGCCUGAGGAGGCAAAUGGAGUGAUCUUACAAUAUGUGAUCAACAUUGAAAAUGAUCAUUUUAAGAGCAAGGAAAAUGUGACUGGAAGUGUCUAUACUGCUACGUUCAGUGACAUACCUGCCUGUGACUCGUAUGACGUCACGGUCCACGCUACCACCGAGGCAGGGGCGGGACCUGCGUCUGGAAGUUGGAACAUUCAGCAAAACGGCGCAGUUCCGCCAAGCUCUGUCUCUUGUGUCAUCGGGGGAGGAGGUACUGAGGCAACGGUGUGCUGGACGCCUUUCCCCAUAGAAUGUUUUGAUGAACCCAACACUAUAUACAACAUCGCCUGGAAAGGCGACGUGUUAUGGUCCAGUGACACAGAUGAAGGCAGCGGUUCCUUGCCAUGGAGUGAAGAGUCAGAGCUGUGCUACACAGCUGUGACCUCUGUGCCCUACACCAAUUACAGUCUGUGUGUGGGUGUGGAUGGUCACGUGACAGACACUGGGUGCUGCUCCGUCCAGACACCACAAGCUGAACCCGGACCACCAGUUAUCACCAGCGUCACACUAUGUUAAGAUUGUAUUCCUGUCACCAAGACCCCUAAUCAUCACCUGUGUAAUAGGGGGGAAUAACCCCACAGACUUGAUUUUUUUACGCAAAUUAGGCAAGCCAGCAUAGCAUGUCUGUGGAGGAAGUUUUUUUUAGGUAAAUACAGGGUGUUCUCAGACAAUGAUCUGUGGGGUCAAUUAAUUUUGUGGUGGAAUCUAUCUUGAGAUGAUUUCGGGGCUUUUAGUGUCCCCGCGGCCCGGUCCUCGACCAGGCCUCCACCCCCAGGAAGCAGCCCGUGACAGCUGACUAACACCCAGGUACCUAUUUUACUGCUAGGUAACAGGGGCAUAGGGUGAAAGAAACUCUGCCCAAUGUUUCUCGCCGGCGCCUGGGAUCGAACCCAGGACCACAGGAUCACAAGUCCAGCGUGCUGAAAGGAGCAGUUGGGGAUAUGUAGAGACAGGUUUUGUUGUAAAUGCUCAAUGGUAUUGUCAUGUCUUUUCUAAGAAGAGUGUGUGUGUAAAGAGGGUAAGAGUUUGUUGGUGUGUCUACCAUAGUCGUUCGGUGUGGUGGGUGAGAGCGGGUCUACGGUCUGUCUAAUUACCCAAAACUACCCAAAUUUACUCAAAGUUACCCAAAGCUUCCUAGUAUUACGUAAGUAAUGAAGAAAUAUGAUAUAUUUACUCACUCUAUUGUUGAUGUUGAAUGUAGAACAUGAAAAAAAUAUAUUUUUACUCUGAAAUAAUAUAAAUUUUAAACGAAAUUCGACGAAACUAAGUGGCAUGAGAGGCCAUAUGAAGUCGACACUCCAAGCAACAAUGUUGUGGCGCGACUUAUCCAAGAUGAACAAAUUAUUCAAGAUAUAUUGUUCCCUAGAGGUCAUAUUAAGGUAUGUUUGGAUAGGUUAGGUCUAGUUAGGUUAGGUUAUGUUAUGUUUGGGUAGGUUGGUUAGGUUAGGAAGGUACAGGAGGCAUAAAUGCCAGCAAACAUUGUCGCUUGGACCGUCGACUUGCUUUGGCGUCACCAGCUCCUUAUUUUCGUAUAAUUUCGUAAUAAAUGAUACUUUUUCAGAGUAAAAAUAUGUUUUUCAUGUUCUACAUUCAGCACCAACAUUAAAAUGAAUAAAUAUAUUACAUUUAUUCAUUACUAACGUAUUGCUAGGAAGCUUUGUGUAGCUUUGAGUAAGUUUGGGUAAUUUUGGGUAAUUAGAUGGACCGUGGGUCUAUACUCCACAUGGACUAGCGGGACUCUGCCCUCUGCUGUAGCUGCUGUAUCCUGCCAGCCUCCCUCCCCGAAGACCUCAUUUUCAUGAAAACUAUCCUCAUUUAUAGUCAACUAUUUUUAAUGGAAUGGAGUGUAUGGAAUAUGGAUACAGAGGGUUUCUGUGACAGACAUAAAAGUGCCAUUGGGUGAGCACCAACCUUCAGGAGUGAAAGGCUGUGUACUAAGAUUAGUCUCCUCCACACCUGUUACCUUGCUCUUCUCUCCAACUAUUUCACCCUCCUUUCACCUGCUCACACUUUCCUACCAUCAUCAUCAGCUGCCCAUCCCAACACACCAAUUGCCGUUACAUCCUUUCUAAGAUUUUCCGUACUACUAUUACAUAAGAUUCGCCCACAGAGCUUAUCGUAUAUAAUUUUUCAUGUAAAAAUUUAUGGUUUGAACCCAUCACAUUUAGCAAUCUAUAUCAAAAUUAUUUCUGAUUCAACAUUAAUAAGAAUAAAAGAUAGAGGAUAAGACCAGGAAUAUGUCAAGCAGUGAGACAGAAUGAAUGUGUGUGUGUGAGGAUACUGAGUAGGACUGCAGCCAACGGCACAUGGGGGGUGUCUUGCCUUCCUAACUAAUGUGUCUAAUGCCACAUUUGCACCUGCCUCAUCGUCCAACGGAUUGCCUGUCUAGAUCGGUCAACAAGCCAGCAACAUUUAUAACAAUGAAAUAGUUUUUUCUUUGUGUAUGUAUCUGUACAAAUAUAUCUUGUGUUUAAUUGUAUAUCUUAUGUUAAUGAGCAUAUUACCAAAAAAUAUUUCAAGUGUAAAGAAAA